This is a messenger RNA of Mus pahari (shrew mouse), 2212 nucleotides long. It is a transcript of the gene Mphosph10, whose product is annotated as M-phase phosphoprotein 10. The record is from RefSeq and is a predicted model, not a curated record. NCBI's taxonomy places the organism in Eukaryota, Metazoa, Chordata, Mammalia, Rodentia, Muridae. Bases 70 to 2136 code for a protein of 688 amino acids. Gene Ontology annotation, cellular component: small-subunit processome; nucleus; sno(s)RNA-containing ribonucleoprotein complex. The transcript has 11 exons. Gene Ontology annotation, biological process: rRNA processing.
UAAGGCGUGUGUUUGCCGUACUGCUUCCGGUCGGCUCUCAGCCCUCGCGUGGCGCCGGAGUGUGUAGCUAUGGCGCCUCGCGUGUUUCGCCGACAGACCCUAGAACGGUGUCUGAGGGAAAUCAGGAAAGCCACCAACCGACCCGAGUGUUUCCUCACAAUUCAAAAUGGACUAGCAUCAAACUUCACGUCUUUAACAAAAGUUCUGUAUGAUUUUAAUAAAGUAUUAGAGUAUGGCCGAAUCUCUGGAAGUCCUUUACAGAAACUUGAGAUAAACAGGUUUGAUGAUGAGCAGAUUUGGCAACAACUAGAAUUGCAAAAUGAACCAGUCUUACAAUACUUCCAGAAUGCAGUUAGUGAGACAAUUGAGGAUGAAGAUAUCAGUCUUCUCCCAGAAUGUGAAGAUGAGGAGUGCGAAGAGGAUGCCUCAGAGGUGGAGGCUGACAACCAGGAGAACCUAGAGACAGACUUGGAGGUAGAACAACUGUCAGACAAGGGUGGUGAUGUUCCUAAAGGGAGGGACAGAGCCAAAAGCUCAAGGAAAUCUGACUCAAGGAAAAGUCCUGUUUUCAGCGAUGACGAUUCUGACCUUGACUUUGAUAUUAGCAAAUUGGAGCAGCAGACCAAGAUGCAAACCAAGCCACCUGAAAAACCAAGAGAAAAGUCUGUAGUAGAUGAUAAGUUCUUCAAACUGUCUGAAAUGGAGAGCUUCUUAGAAAAAGUAGAAAAAGAAGAGGAAAAAAGACCAGAUGGUGAAGAGGAGGAUGAGGAAGACAUUGACCUUUUUGAAGACAUUGAUUCAGAUGAAAGCGAGGGAGGGCUGUUUGGGCGGCAGAAGAUUAAGUCAAGUAAAAGUAGCAGAAAUCUGAAAUACAAAGACUUCUUUGAUCCAGUUGAAAGUGACGAAGACAUAACUGGGGUUGAUGGAGACAUAACUGUGGUUGAUGGAGAGCUGGGCUCAGAAGAAGAGGAAGAAGAAGAGGAAGGGUUCGCUGAAGAAGCGGAAGGAAGCAUCUCUGACACGGAUGAAGAUAAUGACUUGGAAGAAGAUGAGAAUAGUGAUCAACAUAAAGAAGGCUUGAAAAGAGUGACAUUUGCUGUGCCAGAUGAUGAGGCUGAAGAUACAAGUCCCUUAGCUGUAAAGCAAGAAUCUGAUGAAGUUAAAUCCUCUUUUGAAAAAAGACAGGAGAAGAUGAAUGAAAAAAUCGCAUCUUUGGAAAAAGAGUUACUGGAUAAAAAGCCUUGGCAGCUCCAAGGGGAGGUGACAGCUCAGAAGCGGCCAGAGAACAGCCUGCUGGAAGAGACCCUGCACUUUGACCAUGCAGUCAGGAUGGCCCCUGUAAUCACAGAGGAGACCACCCUCCAUCUAGAAGAUAUCAUUAAACAGAGGAUACGAGAUCAGGCUUGGGAUGAUGUAGAACGAAAAGAAAAACCUAAAGAGGAUGCGUAUGAAUAUAAAAAGCGUUUAACAUUAGACCAUGAGAAGAGUAAGCUAAGUCUUGCUGAGAUUUACGAGCAGGAAUAUCUCAAACUCAACCAGCAAAAAACUGAAGAAGAAGACAAUCCAGAACAUGUAGAAAUUCAGAAGAUGAUGGAUUCUCUCUUCCUAAAAUUGGAUGCCCUGUCAAACUUCCACUUCAUUCCCAAACCGCCUGUACCUGAAAUUAAAGUUGUAUCGAAUCUGCCAGCCAUAACCAUGGAGGAAGUGGCCCCAGUGAGUGUCAGUGAUGCAGCCCUCCUGGCCCCAGAGGAAAUCAAGGAGAAAAAUAAAGCUGGAGAUCUAAAAACAGCUGCUGAGAAAACAGCUACAGACAAGAAACGAGAACGAAGGAAAAAGAAAUAUCAGAAGCGUUUGAAAAUAAAAGAGAAGGAGAAGCGAAGAAAAUUGCUUGAAAAGAACAACCCAGAUCAGUCUAAGUCCAGCAGAGCAGCAGCUUCAGAGAAGCUCAAACAGUUGACCAAAACGGGCAGGGUGUCCUUGUUAAAGGAUGAACGAAAAGAUAAGCCCUUAAAGUCAUCUCAGGCAUUCUUUUCUAAAUUGCAAGAUCAAGUAAAAAUGCAGAUUAGUGAUGCAAAACAGCCUGCAAAGAUAAAGAAGAAAAAACAGGACAUUUCUGUUCAUAAAUUAAAGCUGUAAUAUAUUUAAAUUUAAUGUAUAAAUCUGUAAGUUUCUGUCAUUAUGUUUUAUAAUAAAAUUCCUGGGCCCUCUCUUA